Phycomyces blakesleeanus NRRL 1555(-) is the source of this 342-nucleotide messenger RNA. RefSeq lists its product as hypothetical. The coding region runs from base 1 to 342 and encodes 113 amino acids. The record is from RefSeq and is a predicted model, not a curated record. The transcript is spliced from 4 exons. NCBI's taxonomy places the organism in Eukaryota, Fungi, Mucoromycota, Mucoromycetes, Mucorales, Phycomycetaceae.
AUGUUUGAUCCCUGGACAAAAGUCCCAGUUCCAAUUGAUUCAUUUAUUGUCAGGACAAUGAUGAUUAUCACAGAAAACUCAAUUGGUGUCUAUUUAGGCCCGAAUGAAAGCCGAAAGAUUAUCCAGCUCAAGUUUCUUAACCUUUUUGUUUUGUCGAUUUGUUCUUCUUCAUUACUGGUGACAAGUGUUACUAUGGUUAUGGUUUUGGUAAGGGGGAAAGAAUCUUCCGUCCUGACCCUAAAGAGAGUGGUAAAGAAAAGAUGUGUUGAUUUGCUAAUUAUUCACACAAUCCUUAAGCAUAUGUACAAUCUCAAAGUAUAUAUUGCUAUGGGAGAUAAAUAA